This is a messenger RNA of Eruca vesicaria subsp. sativa (arugula), 1062 nucleotides long. Lineage: Eukaryota; Viridiplantae; Streptophyta; Magnoliopsida; Brassicales; Brassicaceae. The record is from the annotation of a GenBank genome assembly.
AUGGAGUCUAACAAAGAUGACAACAACAGUAGGCCUAAGAGGAAAAAGGUUUCCAUUUCUGACCUUCCAGCAUGCGUCUUGGCAGUGAUAAUGUCACUUCUUUCGCUAGAAGAUAGUAUUCGUGCAUCCGCCGUCUGCAAGGCAUGGCAUGAAGCCGCUAAAUCUGUUGCGGUUGUUCAAAAGUACCUAUGGGUUGUCUCCAUUCCGUUAUGUGGAAACUCUAUUGAUCUUUUUGAUCCGUUGCAGAGGAAGAAGUACACAAUGAAUCUACCCAAGACAGGUUUAACUGAUUUUUGUUACUCAAAAGAUGGCUGGUUGCUUAUUCGCAAAUCAUGCUCUUUGGAAUUCUUAUUCUUCAACCCCUACUCUCGGAAGCUCAUAAGCUUGCCAGAAUAUGAUUUGAAGUUUCAUGAAAUCGCUUUCUCUUCUGCCCCUACAUCAGAAACUUGUACUUUGGUCACGUUAAACCCUAUUUCAGAAUAUAUUGUGGCCAUAGGCACUUUCUAUCAUGGAGCAACUGAGUGGAUAACUACGACGUUUCAAUGUUGUCUUGCUUUUGACCCCAAUAUCCUUAGCAACCUGGUAUAUACUAAUAAUCGCUUCUACUGCUUCACCUCGGGAGGUGUUUUAUUUGAAUUUGAUCCAGCUUCUCGCACAUUGAAACAAAAAGCAUGGAAGGAUGUUAUAUUCCCUGAAAUUCGUAACAACGAAUUCUCGUAUCGCCCAAAGAAACUUUACUUGAUGGAGCACAAAGGAGAGCUAAUUCUCAUGUAUACAUAUGGCAGUGAGAAACCAGUGGUGUAUAAGUUAGUCUCCUCAAAAUGGGAAGAGAUGAGUAGUACACUAGACGGCUUGACAAUAUUUGCAAGUAUGUGGUGCUCGGAGACUAGAAUAGAUGUUUUAGGGAUGAAGGAUAGCGUGUACUUCCCAAAGUAUGGCGUACAUAACAACAUGCAAUGUGUAUCCUACUCAUAUGAUGAUGCCAGGUACUAUCCGGGUCAGCCGAAUCAACUAUACUCUGAUGGUAAUCUUUGGAUCGACCCACCACCAUUUCUAAAGUAA